Molecule: messenger RNA, 3540 nt
Organism: Sycon ciliatum
Lineage: Eukaryota; Metazoa; Porifera; Calcarea; Leucosolenida; Sycettidae
Exons: 8
Coding region: 260-3166 (968 amino acids)
Biological process (GO): protein phosphorylation
Molecular function (GO): ATP binding; protein tyrosine kinase activity; protein binding
Source: RefSeq, a predicted model, not a curated record
UCGCCCUCUACAGUACGUACACGCGGUACGCGUGCACGCCAACCGUCGAACGAUAAAAUGCUAACCAUGCGCCCGUGUUCCAAAAUCUCGGCCCUUCUGGCUUCUGUUCUGCACCUGACUCCUGAGGCUGAGCUGCGCUCAUUCUUCGUGUUCUAAUUUUGUUUCAUUUUGUUCCAAUCCUUCAAGUAUUAGUUGGUUUCACGUUCCAAAAGCUGGGGGUUGGGCGAAGGCAUUCGCCACCCUCUCGUCUCUGUCGACAAUGACAACGGCGGAGGAGUCUCUUCUGCAAGAUUUGGGUUUGGUCAGAGGUGAAAUCGCGUACCUCGGAGCUUUCGCGGUGAGGGAUGAAGACGAGAUUGGUCGCGGAUCUGACGCAGUCGUGUAUCGGGUAGAAUGGCAAGGCAUUCCCGCGGCUGCGAAAGUGCUGCACUCUCUCCUCGUACAACGAGGUGUGCACGGAAGAGAGGAUAAGCUGCGACGCUUUGGUGCUGAAAUUAGCAAUCUCUCUCGCCUUCACCACCCUAACCUUUGCCAAACGCUUGGCAUAGGAUCCACUGCCGAUCGUGGUCUGCCUGCAUUGGUAGUCGAGCUCUUCGAUCGCACUUUGCAUGAAUGCAGCAUCGGUGAAGGCAGGUUGGACGAUCUAACCCUGAUGUCGUUCCUGGAGCACGCUAUAGCGGGUGUGUGCUAUCUGCACAGCAACGAUCCGCCAGUGAUUCAUCGUGACCUGACUCUGCGGAACGUGCUGAUCAAGGGUAAUGUCGCGAAACUCGCUGAUUUUGGAGUUGCUCGAGUUACCCAAAGGCAUCUGGUCGGACUCUUGGCCGACCUCACCACGUGUCCUGGGACUCAUUUGUACAUGCCUCCGGAGGCCCUCUCCGAGUUGGCCGUGUACACUGAAUCACUGGACAUAUUCUCGUUCGCUGUGCUAGCGACAAGCGUCCUGACUGGAGCCGAUCCGUCGCGAAACCUUCUUAGCUCACCCAGGGCCAGAGUUGUGGAGAGAGUGGAUGGAGUAUGUGAGGAGAGGGUCAUUAGUGAAGUCGAACGCCGCCAGGUAGACUUGGCCAGGAUACCAGACGACCAUCCGCUGAGGCCUGCCAUCAUCCGCGGCCUUUCCAACAGUGCAGAGGAUCGUCCGAUGGCGGAGGAAAUGCACGAGUUUGUGAAAGUUGCGCAAAGAGACCUAGCCAUGAAUGUGCAGGACGAUUGCGCUGAGCAGCGGUUGGAUGCCAUGGAGGGUAGGUUACAGGCCUUGGAACGGACAAGAGAUGCCGAGCCAGUCGGAUCUGAGGUGCUGGACCGAAAUCAGCUGCUGGAUCGGCUGGCUGCCUUUGAGCGGCAGCUGGAGCGAGUGACCAUGAUCGCGGAUCGCACGGUAUCAAUGGACGAGAGACUAAGUAAGGCAGUCGCCAGUCUGACCCACACUGCUGAACAGAAUGUGCAGGACGAUCGCGCUGAGCAGCGGUUUGAUGCCAUGGAGGGUAGGUUACAGGCCUUGGAACGGACAAGAGAUGCCGAGCCAGUCGGAUCUGAGAUGCCGGACCGAAAUCAGCUGCUGGAUCGGCUGGCUGCCAUGGAGCGGCAGCUGGAGCAAGUGACCAUGAUCGCGGAUCGCACGGUAUCAAUGGACGAGAGACUAAGUAAGGCAGUCGCCAGUCUGACCCACACUGCUGAACAGCCUCAUCUUCCCACUGUGCAACCAGCUGUUGUACGGCGACUGGACUCUACCUCUGAACAGCUAACCCAGCAAGCUACAUCCGUCACUGCACUGUCGGCGCGGAGUGAUACGCUAGAAGAGCCCAUUACCAACAACCAGACAACAACACCAGAACAAUUGACCGCAACACGGCAACAACUGACUGCAGCGCAGCAACAACAACUAGCUGCAACAGACGAGGAAGUGACUCAGCAGGCUGAACCUUCGGUAGCUGCAAGCACAACCAAAUCAGCGGCUGUUGUAUUGAUGGUGGUCAUUGUCCUCGGAGUUCUUUCAUACGUGCUGUGGACAGUUCUAUUGAGUCAGGCCAACGGCACUACAGUUGCAAGCUCAACUCAAUCCGCUGUGGAUGGAAGAUGCCAUGUCUUUCCUUUCAUGCACCUACCAAGGCAGAUUUCAAAGAUCAAGCGAAGCAAGAAGGCUAAAGAUACAGCAGCUGCUAACACAACUGAAUCAUCCGUUGCUAGAGGAUAUCAUGUCUUACCUGCUAUGCCAACACCAACACAGAUUGCAAACAUCAAGAAGCGCAGAAAGUGGAUCAAGUCAGAAGUACAGCAGCAUGGAGAACAUGCCAUGCUUGCCACGUACAGUGACAAACUGGUUGCUGUGUGGUCUGAUGGUGUGAGCAUCACCAAGAUCUUGGAGACAUCAGACCUGCAGACAUGGCACAAUAUUGACCUACCAAGUGUAUACAGUAAGCUGCAAUGCCCAUCACUGGCAUCCCAUGGUGGUAUGCUGUACAUGCACUGUGUAACGCAGACCAAGACAUGGUUUGGCACCCCCAGGAUUGUGCGGUCUAUCCUGCAGUACUGUGACACACCAGAUACCGUAGAUGGCAGCCGGGGUGGUGGUGGUGGUGGUGGUCGGUGGACCAAACUUACGGAUGUCCCGUCGCACUGUAACCAUGACUGGUGUACUCUACAUGUAUGUGCUGAUGCUAUUUCUGUAUAUGGUGGCAAGCAUUAUGGAACAUUUCACAAUCAUGUUAGUACCUAUUCUGUAGCUAGCAAGCAGUGGAGCUCUUCUUCACCAUCCAAUACUAGCCUAGUAUUACCUUCAUUGCCACUACCAUGCAGCGUUGCAUCACUUGUCACAUUCCCUGAUUCACUGUACUUAGUUGGUGGUACUACUGGUUGUUUUUUCAAACACCAUGAUGGUAGGUGGGUGUCCACCAGUCCACCUGAUGGUGUUAAGCUGGAGUUUAGUGCAGCGUGCGCACUGUCUGACCAUAGCAUGGUUAUUUGCCCCUACAGUCCUUCUGCUGAGUGUGUUGUAUAUGAUAUUUCAUCUGCUCAGGUCUAUCCACUACCAGCUAUGCCAGAGUACAGUUAUUCAAUUUAUUACACUCCAUCUCUCACACUGUUUGGCAGUACACUGGUACUCAGUGUAGGUGGAGAUGACAAUGACAAACUUGGUUCUCUAUACACACAGGAUAUGAGUGUGUGAGUGUAGUAGGUUACUAACUACAGUCAAUCACUGAUGAUAACUACAGUAUGCAAACUGUACUGCUUUUCACUUUCUUUCUAUUAUCAGAAAGUUGAUAAUCUUUGUUUUCAGAUCUCUCUGUCAAACUAUUUUUUUCAACCAAAAUCACUAUCUAGCCUAUCUAACCACUGUCUCUGCUCCACCUUGUCCCCUGGUACUGUCCCCGGGUACUGUCCCCCUGGUACUGUCCCCUGGUACUGUCCCCCUGGUACUGUCCCCCGGUACUUAUUUUUCUCACCCCACACCCUCUACUCUGUUAUCGGCCCUCUUAAGAGUUGUGUUCAUCACUGUUGAGGCUUCCGAUGGAAAAUAAAAGAAUACUACUACUGCUACUA